CAACAGCAGCAACAGCAGCAGAAGAAGCAGCAGAUAUUGCGACUGUAGCGGCAACAAACAGACAUGGCCAGCAAAAGGAUUCGGCCAGAAGAAGAAGAAGGAGGGAAAGGACGAAGGAUGAGCGCCCGCCGACCGGGAGCCGUGCAUACGGCAUUCAAUAUGCUGGCGUUGAGCUGGAUUAUAAUCUCAGAGUUAUUGCUCAGUGUUCACUGCCUAAAGGAUCUGAAGAUAUUUGUACCGGAGGCCGUCAUCAUGGGAAAUGCAGCGACAUUGUCCUGUCAAUACGAUUUGGAGCAGGCGGCGCUGUACGCGGUACGCUGGUACUUCGGACAGGAGGAGUUCUACCGCUACGUUCCCCGCGAAGCCAAGCCCACAUUUGUCUUCGCCGUCGCCGGCAUUAAUGUUGAUCUCGCCAAUUCGGAUGCCACGUCGGUGACGCUGAAGGGUGUCACCCGGGAGCUGAGCGGCAGCUAUCAGUGCGAGGUCUCCGAGGACGCUCCACUCUUCCACACCGAGAUUAGAUCGGCACACAUGCAGGUGAUUGAGCUGCCCAAAGACGAUCCCGUGAUGCAGGUGGACAAGAAGGUGAUUGGCGUGAACGACAACUUCAAGGCCGUUUGCACGGUGGGGCCCUCAUAUCCGCCGGCCAACAUCACCUGGAGCAUCAAUGGACGACAGAUCCACAGGUCGCCGCUGCAACACAUCUCGCACGACGCCUAUGAGGGCUCUGCCACGUACUCCGAGCUGGUGAUGUACCCGCAUAGCCAGGCGCUUCAGGGCUUCUUCGAGGGCAAGUACCAGCUAAACGUAAACCUGCAGUGCGAUGUGACCAUCCUGCAUGUCUUUCACAAGAGUGUCGGGCAGCGGAUCGGUGUAAAUACGGCGCCGCCGACGACCAUAUCGCCGAAUCUGCUGGGACUAGAGGGAUCCAAGCGGUAUGCCAACGGUGAUCCUGACAAUUCAGCGCUAACUGGCGCCUCGCAGCGCUGCUGCAUUUGCUGCGGUGCCUUUGGGGCCAUUUCGCUGGCGGUUCUCACAAUGGCCGUGGCGCAGCUGUGACCGCAGCGUACCGGUUAAAUGGAUCAUAAUGGAACGUAAACGCAGCCGGACAAGUCACCUCCAAGGAUGAAACAGCAGCUCCAGCUGUGUAAUUAAAAAAUAACAAACAAAAUGUGUGCUUAAUUGCAAAACCCAAAGAACAUACGAAUUGCAAAAAUCAAAAGCAAAAACCAAAAAAAAGGAAAAUAUUUUCGGGAGAGGGGAUAAUUGUUGGCGACAGCGACCCUGCAUUGUCAACGCCUAGUAGCAUGUCCUUGUGUUUGAUAUUUUUUUUUAUUUGCCUCAUUCGCCAAACGAGAAAACGACAAAAAAAAGGGAAAACUGGGUCGCAGUCCAUAAGUUCAAAGCGAAGGAAUAUUUUCAAUGCAUUAAUUCUGUUGCGAUGGCUACAUACAAAAUUCUGAUAAUAACAAUACUUUAAACAUAAGUCAGCCGGGCCUGAAAUUUCCACACUAGCUCGGGCAUAGGUCGAAGGAAGGUUAAAUUAAUAAUAGUAAAGGUAAAUAUAUAGCGUAAAUUUAAUGCGUGACACGCGUAAUUGCAUGUUGUGGAUAGAGGCGUGAUGUUAAACUCUUUGCAAAAAAAAAAAGCAAAAAACUGCCUGCAGACAACACAGAGUAUAGGAAAGAAGGAAUAAAAAAAACGAAAACGAAUCCAUAAAUUUAAAUAAAUUAACACAUGCACUUGCAAACAAGACUUGCAAACAAAUUACAUAACAAAGGAAAAACAACAAUUAAUAAGCAUAAGUGACACACAUUUAAAUACUAAGUACACCCUACCCUCCAACUACCGCAGCCUAGGCACAUAAGUUAUGUAAAUAAUAACUGUAAAGAACUAAAGCGAAAAAAUACAAAAACAAAGAAAUAAAUUAUUAAUACGAAACCCUCACAUGGGCAAACAUUAAUUAAAGCUAGAGCGAAGUGUGGAGAAAAAGUUAAAUACAAAACUAAUUAAGUCCUUAUGAAAAAUCAAUGAAAAUGAAUCAAAAAACUCUAAAAAGGAUAUCGGCCAAAUUCAGUUUAAUUGGAUUUGUUUUCAUUUUCAAUUGUGGCUUCUUCUUUGCGCUAUCAUUUUGUCCAUUCUCUGUUAAAUGUUUCAUUUCCGUCGAACGGUUUGUGUGUUAGCGGCAUAAGAUGGACCUUGUUUUAGACUAAAUUUACAUAAAUGCAAAAAUAUAUAUAUUUAUCGAAUAAUAACUGCCGAGGGGAGAGCAUUUAGUGCGUAUAUGUUAGUUGGAUGAUGUUAAGAGUAUAUUCUGCGGAACUAACUAAAAGUAAAUCCAAACUCCUUGGCCAAAGGACUAUUUUUAGAUGUUCAUGCGCAGCGAAAACUCACAAAGAAAACUUCAGGUUGCGUUCGAUUGUGCAUCGCGCUCUGUAUUUCCCAGCUAAGAAACGAACUUUUUGGAAGCCUUUCCAAUUAACAAAGUAAGCCCAAAAAUAUUGUAAAUCAAAAAAAGAACAAGAAAUCUAUAUUAUUUUAGUGAGUUGUGGAAGGCAGGUCGGAAAUAACUGAAACCCAGAACUAAACUUAACUAAACUAAAAGGCAAACUAAUAAUAAAAUGUAAAAUCAAACUUAAAUACAGGAAAACGAGGAAAUAAUACAAACCGAAUGAGAGAACCGAGCAAACGAGUCAACGGGAGGAGGAAAUUAUAUAUUAAAUAUGCAUAAUUAUGGAUAAUUUAAUGCGAGUUAAGCAAAGCCAAAAAGGUCAAACGAAAUCAAACCACACAGAAACCAACAACAAAGUGCACGCCGAUGUGGGCGUGGAAUUUAGCUCAAAAUUAAAUGCGAUAAUGGCAAGAAUUAUAUGACGAAAUAAAUAAAUAAUACAAAAUGUA
Messenger RNA from Drosophila eugracilis, 2901 nucleotides. RefSeq lists its product as uncharacterized. The coding region runs from base 64 to 1059 and encodes 331 amino acids. Lineage: Eukaryota; Metazoa; Arthropoda; Insecta; Diptera; Drosophilidae. The record is from RefSeq and is a predicted model, not a curated record. The transcript is spliced from 5 exons.